AUUUUUGAAGAUGCUGAAAUGAAUAAUGCUGUCAAAGCUGCCCUUUUGGCUAAUUUCUUGUCACAAGGAGCUGUGUGCUCCAACGGAACCCGCGUUUAUGUGCACAAGAAUGUGUACGAGGAGUUUGUGGAACGAGUUGUUGAUGCCACGAAAGCGAUGAAAAUCGGGGAUCCUAUGCAUGAAGACACCGUUGUUGGAGCAACCAUAUCUAAACAACAAGCAGAAAAAGUACUGGGUUAUGUCGCGAGAGCCAAGGAAUCCGGUGCUGUUGUGUUAUGCGGUGGUGAUCGAGUUAUUCUUCCACAGCCGCUCGACCAAGGCUUCUACCUUUCCCCGUGUGUUUUAACUAACGUUAAAGACGAUUCUGAAAUCGUAAAACACGAGGUUUUCGGAGCUGUGAUGUGUGUGAUGUCGUUUGAGAGUGAAGACGAGGUUGUGAAUCGUGCCAACGUAUGGAUCCUCUUCUUCUGUCGUGUUUUCUCAAGACAUAGCAUAAUGUUGCGUCAAAUCGAAACUUGA
Molecule: messenger RNA, 519 nt
Organism: Notodromas monacha
Lineage: Eukaryota; Metazoa; Arthropoda; Ostracoda; Podocopida; Cyprididae
Source: the annotation of a GenBank genome assembly